GUAUACAUGUUGCUUUACACUCAUGGGUAUCCUCUUAGUGCAAUACGAUACGUUACCCUUAUCAAAUACACCUGUGCUCCUACCUGAAACUAGAAAAUAUCAGUCAUCUACUUCAGCCGAUUCCCAAAAGACCGAAUGUAGACAAAAGUUCUAGUGUCUGUGAUCUGGCUGCUGGAAACGAUCAUCAAAGUCUUUCCGUUCCAUGGUUUUUGGGCUGGUGCUACUCAGCACAGAUCUAACCUAUCUUGGGUUGUUGCAGUCAGCAUUGGUUGGCAACAGUCAGUUCCUGACCCUCUGUGGUCAUAUAUAUACUGCCCUGGCGCCACUUACUGGACUUGUCUUGUCACUAACCCACGGUUUCUUCUACGGGCUGUGAGGAGAUCAAUGAUCGUCCCUGUGUUGGUUAUUAUGCUUUUGUUGGUGCAGUUUGCAAUGGUGACUUACGGGGGUGCAUAUGGCUUGGUUCCUGACACAGAUGUUGACCACCACAUGGCAUUUGAAGUCCCAGUCUGGCUAGUCGGCAGCCUUGUGUGCGACUCAGUCAUGACCGUGUACAUGACGCUCAGUCUCAUGCAAUGCAAUGAAAAAUCGAGUUUUAAAGCGCACAAUUCAUUGUUCGUGAAGCUUGUCAAAUUGACCAUCGAGACUGGGCUAGUACCUACGACCGCUGCGCUCAUAGAGCUGGUGCUUGCCGUUACACUUCGAGUAACGAUAUACCAUAUUGCAUUUCGGACGUGACUUGGUCUUACCUUCGGUCUACCGAUGAAUCCAGCACUAACACGAUUAGCUAUACAUUCGAGUGCUCGUUCAAGAAGUGUGACGCCCUUGAGACAUUCUGCCAAUGUGCACCCCAAGGUUGAGACCGCGAUAGAGAUGGAUCUGUACCACCCGAUAAGUUAUUUCCUCACCACGGAAUGACUGACUCGUUAUCUUGAUACAAGGAUGAAAAAGAAUUUGUAUA
Molecule: messenger RNA, 961 nt
Organism: Suillus plorans
Lineage: Eukaryota; Fungi; Basidiomycota; Agaricomycetes; Boletales; Suillaceae
Exons: 8
Coding region: 385-738 (117 amino acids)
Source: RefSeq, a predicted model, not a curated record